This is a messenger RNA of Desarmillaria tabescens, 801 nucleotides long. Its product is annotated as RTA1 like protein-domain-containing protein. NCBI's taxonomy places the organism in Eukaryota, Fungi, Basidiomycota, Agaricomycetes, Agaricales, Physalacriaceae. The record is from RefSeq and is a predicted model, not a curated record. Gene Ontology annotation, cellular component: plasma membrane; fungal-type vacuole. The coding region runs from base 1 to 801 and encodes 266 amino acids. The transcript is spliced from 6 exons.
AUGUCGCUCAAGCCAUUGCCUACCGAACUUGGUAGUGUUUCGGUACGGUGGUUCUUUGCGGCGCGUCUCUGGUCGAGUUUUAAUCCUGGAUUGAAGGAUCCGUUUGGGAUGCAGCUGAUGUGCACGAUAUUGGCGCCGACACCGCUGUUGACCGCAAACUUUGUGAUGCUGGGGAAGGUAAUUCAGCGUCUAGGGACGCAGUACAGCCGAUUAAGCCCAAGAGCUUAUAUGAUCCUGUUUCGUACAUGUGAUGUCAUUUUGCUGGUACUACAGGUGUUUGGAGGAAGUUUAGCUUCAAGUGCGGUAUCUCAUGGUACUAAUCUGGAGAAGGGUGGCCGCAUCAUGCUAAUCGGUGUUGCAUUUCAGCUAGUGGUGAUAACUGUUUAUUCACUCUUGGGCAUCGAAUUCUUUGCAAGAUACCUUAUCGAUGCAGCCAUUCGGACUCCUGGACCAAAACAUACACGAGUCGAGUUAACGAGGGACUUGGAAUGUUUGAUUGCAGCACUCGUAUUCAGCACCAUGCGUCUGUUCGUUCGAGCGGAGUAUCGAGUGAUAGAGCUCGAGGAGGGCUGGGGCGGGAGAAUCUUCACAACGGAGGUGUAUUUUAGUACGUGCUCCGGUGUCACAGCUCUUACUGUGAUUCUAAUAAACGAGACAAAUGUCCUCGAUGGAGCCAUGAUAAUGCUGGCGAUAUCCACUUUCAAUCUAUUUCAUCCUGGGAAGAUCUUCCGUACAAGGGAGCUCCGGUACGUCGGUCCGGCAUAUUCGAUGAAAAAGAGUAGGUACAGACAGGGCCCGUGA